Messenger RNA from Austrofundulus limnaeus, 2639 nucleotides. It is a transcript of the gene cdc42ep3, whose product is annotated as CDC42 effector protein (Rho GTPase binding) 3. Gene Ontology annotation, cellular component: plasma membrane; cytoskeleton; cytoplasm. Gene Ontology annotation, biological process: Rho protein signal transduction; positive regulation of pseudopodium assembly; regulation of cell shape. The record is from RefSeq and is a predicted model, not a curated record. The transcript is spliced from 2 exons. The coding region runs from base 361 to 1860 and encodes 499 amino acids. NCBI's taxonomy places the organism in Eukaryota, Metazoa, Chordata, Actinopteri, Cyprinodontiformes, Rivulidae. Gene Ontology annotation, molecular function: small GTPase binding.
UGUAGGAGGAGACUGCCGCAGCAGAAAAAAAAGGAGUCGUGGAGGAAUCCUCAAACAGCUGUCCUGCAGACUGAGGCUCAGCUCAGAGGCAGAGACGCAGGGCAGGACGGUGUCACCGGGCCCCACGAGGACAGGACUCCUCUUCAUCCUGGACCUGAACCCAUCAGAGCACAGACCCAGAACCUGGAGAGGCUCCAGAUCUGAGCCAAGCUGAGAAAACCACCCACUUCCUGAGCCUCAUCGGCCCUGCUAAGAAAUCCAGACCCAGACGGAGUCCCGCUGAGCAGCAGCAUGUUUCUGAGAACGUAACUCAAUCUCCUGUCCUGAACAUUGAAGACAGCUCCGUAUCCAGAAGCAGCCAUGCCAGCUAAAGCGCCCAUAUAUCUGAAACCCACCAACAGUAAGAAGGGCAAAAAAUGCCGCCUGAGAGACAUUUUGUCCCCCGACAUGAUCAGCCCGCCGCUUGGGGACUUUCGCCACACCAUCCACAUCGGCAGGGGCGGGGAGAAGGACGUCUUCGGAGACAUGUCCUUCCUUCAGGGAAAGUUUGAGCUCCUGCCCGGGAAGGGGGACAUCCACCGUCAGUUCGGCAUCCAGUCUGAGUUCCUGCCCGUGAACACCCCAGGGGAUGCUUUCUUUCCAGAGACGCCUUCUCCUGUACUCAAAAAUGCCAUCUCACUGCCGACCAUCGGCGGCUGCCAGGCUCUCACUCUGCCGCCAAUCUCCUCCGGUCUUCCGCCAGAACCCUUGGAAGACAUCAUGGGACCGCCAAAGGUCGAGAACCCAGAGGACGUGGAGAUCCUGCAGGUGGAUGCCCUCCUGCGCUCCCUGGACGUCUUCGGCAGUGAGCCAUCAUCUCCCUUCACGGACAUCCCCUCGAAACCAGACGUCCUCCUGGACCUGCUGGAAAACACGGAUAAAGCAAUCGCCAAGGCCAACAAGUUAAACGGAUUCGACAAAGCACCAUCCUUUUUUAUCAACGCUCACAGCAACAGCAUCUGCUAUUCUAACGGGGGCACCAACGAUGAGAUUCCUUACUCCAACGGAGGUACCAAUGACGGCAUCCAUUACUCUAACAGGGGCACCAACGAUGAGAUUCCUUACUCCAGUAGAGGCACCAAUGACAGCAUCCAUUACUCCAAUGGAGGUAUCAAUGAUGGCAUCCAUUACUCUAACAAGGGCACCAACAAUGAGAUCCCUUACUCCAAUGGAGGUACCCAUGACGGUGUACAUUACUCCAACGGGGGCACCAACAACAACAUCCCUUACUUCAAUGGAGAAACCAACGAUGGCAUCCAUUACUCUAACGGGGGCACCAAUGAUGGCAUCCAUUACUCUAACGGGGGCACCAAUGAUGGCAUCCAUUACUCUAACGGGGGCACCAAUGAUGGCAUCCAUUACUCCAUCGGGGACACCAACGACGACAUCCCUUACUCGAAUGGAAGCACUAACGAUGGCAUCCACUACUCUAACAGGGGCACCAACGAUGGCAUUUGUUACUCUAACGGGGGCACCAACAGCAGCUAUUACGGGGACUUUCAAAGCAAGAUCUGCAACAGCAGCCGGGGUUUCAAUGGUAACUGCAAUGAAAAUGGUAACUGCAACGGGUACGGACACUUUCGCAAUGACAUUUUCCUGGGCUACAAGCAGGAGCUCUCCAAGUGCAAUAAAGGGUGGGUGGACAGGGACAGUGGGGUGGAGGAGUUUGAGUUGGAGCUCUCCAAAGAGAAGAGCUCGUCGGAGGAUUCCCUGACCCAGAUCACCGGGUCGCUCCUCUCCCUCGAGCUGGACCUGGGCCCGUCCAUCCUGGACGAUGUGCUCAACAUCAUGGAUAAAACUGCAGCAAAGAGCAGGCCUUAAGCUGCGCCAGAGAGAGAAUUAUAAAUAUAAUAAUAAUAAUAAUAUAAUGAAUCUGCCGGCACACCUGGGUAAACGGUGGCCAUUUUGAGGGACUAACUUGUGUAAACACAGUUAGAAACCACUGCAAGUUCUAUAUUAGCAGUCUACCAAUAUAUAUUAAAAAAAUAAAAGUUUUCUGCAGGCAUGUCUUAUUAAUACUUUAAUGAACUUCUUCCAGACUUUAAGGCCAAGUUUGAGUCAGUUUUAGUGAUCGGUUCUAAAACCUGUAGGUAUAAGUGGAAAUAUGAACAUUUGUUGUCAUAUUUAGACAUUAUCUACUGUAGUUUGCAUGAUUGAGGUCCCUCAAAAUGGCGUCAAUAUACACACUCGCCUGAUCACAUGACCCGGUGACGAAUGUAGAUGUAGACCGAUCUUCUAGCCAUGAGAGGAGAGAAAUUUUUAAGUAAUCAAGAUGGUGUCUGGACAUAUCAUUGAGAUGAAAAUCAGCCACAAGACGAAAAGCUGCUCCAGUUUUUCUGAAUAAAACUGAUUCUGUGGAGUUUUGGUUCCUCUGGGGUUUGUUUACAGCACGUUCCAGACAUGCAUGAGCUUUUGGGUUUCAGCUUCAUUGCUACCGUUGGGUUUUAAAAUAUCACAUGGAUUGGUGUUGUCACGUUGUCUUUUGAGUUUCAGAUCUAAUCGACAUGUUUGAGUGAAGCACUAUUGUUUGUUUGGUCACAUUUAAGCAGAAGAACACUAUGCAUUUUUGUGUUUUUGAAAUUAUAACACAAAUAAAGUCA